AAGACAGUUCAUACUAAAAAUGUAAACAACAAAAAGGCAAUAAAAGGAAUAAAAGCAUGGUAAUUGUGUCAUAAAAGAACAUUUUUCCUUUGAUUAAAGUAAAAGAAUAUGCUCCUUUGGAUGAAUCGACAUAGCACAACUUGGAAUAAGCAAUACAGAAUAGACCUGAAAUCUGUUACAAGAUGUUUCUGUGGAAAGGAGUUUCAGUUGAUUCUUCUCUUCACUGUAGUAGUGUAGAAGUCAUGAGCGAAAGUGGGAAAACUGGAAAGAAUACUGAAGAAAUUAAGACUGAAAAGGAAAAUGGAGAAGGGAUAGCAGAGGAUUUUGACAGCUAUACGACAUACAGAAGCUCCAGUGAUGAAGACACUGAUGAAGGAAGUUGGGAGGAGCUGGGGGAGAGUGAAGAAUACAUCUACGAGACAUAUGUGGAAGAAAAUGAGGAUGAAAAUGAAGAAACUGUGUACAGCCACCAGGCAGAAGAGGACGACUAUGAGAAUGAUACUGAAGACAAUGAGAAGGACAGCGUGAAUGGAAACGGAGGGGAUUUUGAAGAAGAAAAAGAAUGUAGCCACCAGUCAGAUAAAGAAUUAACCCAAGAAGACGAUGAUAGUGAAGUAGAGUUUGAUGAGGAAACAGAAUAUAGCUACCUGACAGAUGAGGACAUCAAUGAGGAGAAAGAAGAGGUUUUAAAGAAUGAUAAAGAGUCAAAAUACCAGAGAAAUGAAGAGAAAAUUAACCAAAAUGUUGAAAAUAAAGAGAGAAUAGGAAGUGAAAAUGAUUUUAAGGAAGAAAAUAUAAAUCACACAGGAGAUGGAGAUCAUGUUUUUCAGAGAGAAGAGAGGGAAACUAAGAGAAAUAUCAGUGAAAAAAAAUGUGAAUUAUGGAACAAAAAUGAUUUUGGUUGCCAGAUAACACAUGUGGAGAAUAAAAAAGGAGGUGAUUGGGAAGAACGGAAGAAGACCAUGGAAAAUGAGGAGACUGGGGAGGAAAAUGCAAACAAUACAGAGGAGGAAAAAGAGUUAAGCUAUCACAUAGAUAAUACAGUAACAGAGAAAACUGAUGUGAAAAGUGGUGAGGAGUUUGAUGAAAAAGAUGGGUGCAGGUACCUAAUGGAUGACAAUGAAACUGUGGAGAAAACCAAUGAGGAAAAUAAAGAGGAUUUAAAGGAUGAAAUAAUGUCACAUUACCAGAGAAAUGAGGAAGAGGUUAAGGAAAACAGUGAGGAGUGUGUUGCAGCAGUUAAAGGACGAAAUAGUUGCCAAUCCAAAGACAGUGAUGAGGAAAAUUUACAAAGUGGGAAAGGAUUUUGGUUCAGAAUGUGGAAAGUCCAGGAUUUAGAGAUAAAGAAUGGACAACCGACUGAGGAAAUAACAAAUUACAGCUCUCACUCAAACAAGGAGGAAGUAGUGAAGACUGAUAAAGAAAAUGAGGACUUAGAAAAUGAAACAGAGCAUAGCUAUCUGACAGACGAGGAAGACAUUGAGGAAAAUGAAGAGUCAAUGCAGUCAAGCAUCCAGACAAAUGAGGAGGAAAAAGUAGAGAAAGUUGUGGAAUAUGACAAGGAAGUUAAAAAGGUAAAAGAGAACACUGUAGAGGAGACGAUUCAGGUGAUUAGAGGACCUUAUGAAAAUUCUGAAUGUGUCAAAAAAGUAGGGAAUCAAUUUGUGAAGCAAACAGAAGGGAGACAAGACUAUAGCUACCAAAUGGAUGAAAAGGAUGUUAAAGUUGAGGAUGACUGUAAGAAAGGGGAGGAAACUUCCAAAAAAAGAGAGGUAGAAGAGGGAAAUGGAAAAGUGGAGGAAGAGAAAAAAGAGGACAACUCACCUGAUGCCCAAUCCAACGAAGAGGAAAUUGAUUACACUAGUGAUGAUGUCACAGUGGAGUUUGGUGAAGAAAAAGAAUAUACUUGCCUGAAGGAUGAAGAGAAAAGUGAGAAGAACAUCAAUUGGAAAGAUGAAGAGGAGCUAGAAGUGAAAACAUCAAUCAGCUGCCAGAUGCUUAUGACUGACAUUAUAGAGAUGUCUGAGAUCACUGGGAAAGAGACAGAGGAAAAUGAGAAGGGGGUUGAAAAGCAACAUUAUGAGUUGGAAAUUAAUGAGGAUUUUAAAAAGGAACACUGGGAGGACAUACAAAACCAAAAAUACAACACCUUUGAGAACCAGGAGAACCAGAAUAAAACUGAUGUCGAACAAAAAAAGGCAAAGCAGCAGGAAAAGUCUGAUAGUCACCAAACAAAAAACGAAACAGAGGAGGAAGAUAAUGAGGUGAAAGAGAAAACCCUAAAUACUAAGAAGAAAGAAAGUGAGCAUUCAGACACUGUGCACAACUACCAGUUAGGCAAGAAUGGAGUAGACAUCAUGGAUGACAAAAGUAUUCCAAACUUGGAUCAAAACUCACAAUACGAAGAGCAGGAAGAGUACUGUGAAGCAGUAUGGAAUGAUGAUGAAGAGAUUGAAGAGAAGUUAGAGGAGCCAAAAGACCACAGCUAUCUGAGAAAAGAGAUAGAAAUAAAAGAAAAUGUUCCCGAUAAUUGUGUAGACAGCCAAGGAAAUGAAGAAUGGCUUCAAAAAGGAAAUAGAAAAGGAAUUGAAGAGGGAAAGGGGGAACACUAUGAGAUAGAUGGGAACCAAUGGGAAAAGAUACAUUGCGACACAGAGAAAAGAAAUAAAGAUUAUGUACAGAAAGAAAGAGGGAGCAGCUUAAAAAACAAUGAGGACACUGAGGGGAAGGUUGUAUGGGAAAAGACAGAGGAGACCUUGGAAAAUGAGAGACAGAUCAACAAUGAAAAAAUAAAUGGUAUAGAUGAGGAAGAAAAGUACAACUACCAGACCCAUGAUGACAAGGAAGCUGAAGAAACAGUGCAUAGCUACCAAAAAAAUGAGCAAAGUGUAGUGAAUACUGAUGAAGAAAAUGAGGAGAAGUUACAAGAGGAAACAUAUCACAUUGAUAGGCUAGAUGGAGCAAAGUAUUCUGAUUCCAAUGAUUCACAAGAAGCUAAAAAUUCUAACAUGAUACUAAGUAAUCAAGCACUGGCAGAAAGAAGGCCAGACAGGGGAGCAAGAAGAAAACAAUGUUUUGGCAAAGUAUUUAAAAAAAGAGGAAGACGCUCAGUCAGCUGGCCUUCAUGCUCAACUAGAACACUUGGAGGCCCAAACUGCUGGAGAAGUCACAUCAAGAGCAAAGGCAAGAAUAUUCAAAUCUGCAACUGAAAAUGAGCAACGUGACAAGUGAGACA
Messenger RNA from Cynoglossus semilaevis (tongue sole), 3235 nucleotides. Its product is annotated as probable serine/threonine-protein kinase kinX. The record is from RefSeq and is a predicted model, not a curated record. The transcript has 2 exons. NCBI's taxonomy places the organism in Eukaryota, Metazoa, Chordata, Actinopteri, Pleuronectiformes, Cynoglossidae. Bases 183 to 3209 code for a protein of 1008 amino acids.